AAUUCGUGUUAUUGCUUUCAUUGGGCAGUUAUGUUUUUAUUGAUGUGUUAAUUAGGCAGGUUACCUACCUUAUUAAAUUAUAGUCGAGGGUGGAGUAGUUAUCUUCUUAUUCGGCGUCUUGUUCUUCCGAUUUGGCUAUUUGUCGAUGGUGAGAAUGGAGUUUAAGGGCUGUUUCAGGAUCAAUGUCCACCAUGGUGGGAUUUUUUCCAAUGACUAUGGGAAAUACGUUGCUGGGACAAUCACGGUUCUCGCUAAUGUGUCCAUUGAAAGUUGGUCUAAGGAACACUGCAUUCGUAUGCUUAAACAUUACUUAUCAAUUGACGCUGAGUACGUUUAUCUUAGAUAUCUGAGCAAUUCAUCUUUGUUUUCUAAUGGUCUAUUGGAUGUUAAAGAUGAAAAGGAUUAUAUGGAAAUGUGAAUCACCGGUCUUAUGAAAGGGGCUGUUGAGUUAUACGUGUCUCAUCCUAUUGUUGAUUUGUCAUCGUGUAAUGAUUCAGAGGAACAUGGUUCAUAUACUGCGUGUUCUUCGGGAAGUUCAAUUUCGGCCUAUUUUAGACGUGGAAGUCUAGAUCGAGUGAGGCCGAGAUUCUCAUUGAGGUUGGCUUCACUGAGAGGUAGAUCAGGUUUUAUAUUACAUGAUUAUCCAGGUGCUUGUGACAAUACUGGUUUCUACGUAUUGCACACAAGGAUGUAUGAGAUGAGCCAAAUAGUUAUUAGUGAUGGCAAUGGUGGUGGUAGUGAUGGAUAGUGUUCCACAGUUUGUUGAAGAAAUUUCGUCGUGGAGUGUAUUACAGUUAUCACAGGAUCUUUACUCCAUCGAACGUAGCCCACUCCUGCUAAUUUGAGAAAUUUUGAUAUUUUGUUGUGUCUUUGCAUAGGAGGAUGAGCGAUUUUUAAACACUAUGAUGUUGUACUUUGUUUUUUUCGCUUUAAUGUCUUGAAAUCCUGACCUUUCAUUUUGCACUGGCUUUCGUGAGAUGCGUGUAGGUGGUUUGUUCUUUCUGGCGGCGAUUGUGUAUGAAGCAGUUAUUGUGUUUGAUGUGUGUGACUAUCCGUAGUGGGUUUUAAUUAGCAGAGUGGACGUUUGAUGAUGUUUA
Messenger RNA from Tripterygium wilfordii, 1097 nucleotides. RefSeq lists its product as uncharacterized. The record is from RefSeq and is a predicted model, not a curated record. Bases 431 to 748 code for a protein of 105 amino acids. NCBI's taxonomy places the organism in Eukaryota, Viridiplantae, Streptophyta, Magnoliopsida, Celastrales, Celastraceae. The transcript is spliced from 5 exons.